Molecule: messenger RNA, 1413 nt
Organism: Sordaria macrospora k-hell
Lineage: Eukaryota; Fungi; Ascomycota; Sordariomycetes; Sordariales; Sordariaceae
Source: RefSeq, a predicted model, not a curated record
AUGCCCGUCUCCGUCCAAUCCCCCACCCGGGCCCGUAACGCCGGCCACCGCACCAAAAGGUCCAUAUCCUCGGUCUCCGCGUCAGCAGAACCCAAACCAAUUGACCCAUCAAUCAUCCACCAACCCAACGACCUCUCCUCUGUGCCCUCCCUUCUCUCCGCCAUCCUAACCCAAGGCAUCGCGGCGGUCUCCUCACCAUCUGACGAUGCCAGUCGCCUCGCUUUGCUCUCCUCAGCCCGUGCUCUGGUGCUGGCACUCGAAAAGCCGCGCGAGACCAUGAUCCGCCAGUGUUGGGCUGAUACGACUUGUUUCUCUGCCUUGUCCAUCGGUGUGGACACGGGUGUGUGGGCGUACCUGGGACGGGACGACCGUCCGAAGACAGUGAGGGAGAUUGCGAAGCACACGGGCUUUGAGGAGGCGUAUCUGGGACGGUUGUUGAAGCAUAUUGCUGCUAUGGGACAUAUUGUUGAGGUUGCGAAGGAUGAGUACAGGCCGACGAACUUUUGCAAGGCGUUGAGUAUUGACAGGCUGGGUGUUGCCUAUCCUUUGUUCACCGGACCAGGCAACACAGGCGGCGUGUUCCGUUGCAUCGCCUCCUUCCCCUCCUACCUCAAAUCCACCAACCUCACCACCCCGACUUCCAUCACCGAGAGCAACACCCAGUUUGCCUUUGACACCCCCAAGAACUUCUUCGAGUUGUGCCACGACCCAGCCUACGCGCCCAUGGGCGCCCAGUUCAAUACGCACAUGGGAGCAUACGCCUUCGGCCGCCCCACGUGGGUUGACGAAGACUUUUAUCCCGUUGAGGAGCACCUGCUUGAGGGCUUCGAUGCUAAAGAUGAGAAAGCGGCGUUGCUGGUGGAUAUUGGUGGUAGCAUUGGUCAUGAUUUGCAGAAGUUCAGGGAUGCGUUCCCGGAGGCGAAGGGACGGUUGGUGUUGCAGGAUUUGGAGCCAGUGGUGAGCCAGGUGAAGGAGGGCGAGUUGGAUGGGAGUAUUGAGAGGAUGGCGUAUGACUUUUUGACGGAGCAGCCAGUCAAGGGUGCUCGCGCGUACUAUAUGCACUCUGUCCUCCACGACUGGCCUGACAAGGGAUGCCUUCCCAUCCUGGAGAACGUCAAGGCGGCCAUGAAGCCGGGGUACUCGCGCUUGUUGGUUAACGAGAACGUUAUCCCCGAUGUUGGUGCGAACUGGGAGAGUACAUCUUUGGAUGUCAUGAUGUCGUGCUUGGUGUCGGCAAAGGAGAGAACCAAGGAACAGUGGGUGCAGUUGUUGGAGCGGGAUGCUGGGCUCAAGAUCACUGGAAUUUACCCGGUUGGUAAUGGUGUCGAGAGCAUCAUUGAGUGCGAGUUGCCAACCGAGGAGUAUGAGGGAUCAACAGGAGAGGGCGAGUCGUCAACGGAGGAGUCUUUGUAA